AUGCCUGUCUCCGUCGUGCCGGCUGGCGAGGUCGGCGGCGGAGAGUGGCCGCUCGCCUGGCGUGCUGGUUCGGGCAAGGCCGCGGAGCAGGAACCGGCAGUCGCGAGUGCCACCACGACGGACACCGAGCAGCACGAGGCCCUGGACUCUGUCGCUUUGAGGGGCCACCAUCUCGAGCUCGUCCUCGCGAGGGCCGUGCCGACUGUGCGGGAGAUCGACCACCUGUGGGAGUGCCUCGGCGAGCUGGCGCGCUCCCUCGCGUCGCUCGGGCGAGUCUGGCGCCUAUCUCCCUUCGGAAGCGUGAGGAAUAUGCUCCUCACCCGCGGCUCUGACAUCGACGUCACCAUCUACCGGUCGGACGCCCAAGACGAGGGCGAUUCCGCCGCGGCGGUGCGGGUCCUUCAGGGGAGUGUGCUCUCGCUGCUGUCACAGAGCCCGAGGUUCGAGGUCGUCAGGCUCGUCUCUGGGGCCAGGAUCCCCGUACUGAGCCUGCGCUUCGACGGCGCCGUGGAUGUGGACCUCUCGUGCCACAACACGGAGCCGCUGCGGAACUCGCAGCUGCUCCGCGCCUACGCACAGGCGAGCCCGAUGGCGCGGGCUCUGGCGCUACUGGUGAAACUCUGGUCCAAGGCCGCCGGCGUAUGCGGGGCGCAGUGUGGGCACCUGACUUCCUAUGCCCUGGCACUGAUGGCGCUCUACUUCCUGCAGGUCCACUCAGACUUCGGGCUGUUUGUGCUCUCCACGCAGCUGUUCGAUGGCUUCGGGUCCCCGCCCGACGCACCGCGCUGGGAGUGCCGGCCCUCGCUGCCCGAGGCGCUGCGGCAAUUCUUCGCGUUCUACUCUCAGGAGUUUGCAUGGGGCAGCGAGGUCGUCUCGGUGCGGCUCGGCCGGCGGUGUGCGGCCAGCGACCCAGAGUUCGCCCGGCUGCCGAACGCCAGGUCCCGGGCGUUGGCCAUCGCCUGCAUGUGGAGGACCCUUUCCUCACGGGCAGGAACCUCAACUGCGUGCUCGGCCUCGAGCAGGAGGCCCAGCUGCUGGCGGCGCUGCACGCCGCUGAGGCCGCGCUGCGAGGCGGCAGCAUGCCUCUCGGCCUGGGCGGCGAGGAGGGCCGCGCGGCCGCUGGGCUGGCUGCCGCGGGGGGCCGACGGGGCGGCCUCCUGGGCUGGGCCCAGUAGGCCCAAGGAGGCGUACGAUGACCAUCAGGGGGCGCGGGCUGGGCCAGUGCCCUGCGGCCAGGCCUCGGCGCCCGUCGGCCGUGGCCAGGCGGGUCUCGCCUCGUGA
This is a messenger RNA of Prorocentrum cordatum, 1281 nucleotides long. The record is from the annotation of a GenBank genome assembly. NCBI's taxonomy places the organism in Eukaryota, Dinophyceae, Prorocentrales, Prorocentraceae.